AAUUUGUGACAAUUUGUUCUCUCUGAUGGAUAUCUAGUAACAUUGAAGUCACCACACAUUACCCAAGGCCUAUUAAUGUUAUGCUUUAGAUCUAACGUUCUUGCCAUAGAGCUCUCCUAUUUAUUCUGUUGUAGUCUGCAUAUACUGCACUGAGAUACCAACUUAAAUCAUCAUUUACUCCUGAAAACUUUAUAGAUAUGCUUUGGUUUCCGUUCAGAAACAACUCUAUCCUCCAGAUUAUCCUAUCCUAUAGUAUUAAGAUCCCCCCCCCCCUACUCCCUUGAGCCUCCUUCAUUAACACCCCAAUCCAUCCGUUACUCCAAAUGCUUUGUAAUAUGUUAUGUAUUGAUCCCUCUAAUUUUGUAUCAACAAGAACUAGAAGAUCAACCUCCUAUUUCUUUAAUAAUUUUCUCACUAUCCUCAGCUGCUCUCUCCAUUUAAUCCUCUUACAUUCCAAGACAAAAGUUUUACUCUCUUUAUUGUUUGAGAGUUAGAAUUCUCCCACUGAAUCUUGGCUCUACAUCCUUGAAAUUCACAUCGAAGAAUAAAUUUCUGAUUUCUGUUGGAACUAUGUUGUUCUCCUUGUGACGUCUAAUUUUCCCCCGACCCAUUACCCUUCUCCCUCUGAUCAAGUUUCAUAAAUGGAGCAUGUGCUUCCUUCCUACACCCCUUAAGAUCAACUCCAAACUGCUGCUCAAAUUUAAAAUGUUCACUUGAACCCAUUCAGUUGCAUUUGCUUCCAUAUCUUCCUCUUGUGAACUGACGUCAAUCUGGAGUGGAACUGGAUCCGACUCUAUGUACAUGAUUUCGUGUCUGAAAAAUCUGUCUCCUCCUCUCUCUAUUUUUGACUUUCGAUAACCUCGUCAAUUAUCAGAAUCUUCUCAUGAUUUUGUUUUCCUAAGUGAUCCUUGUCUGCUUUCUUUUUCCGCAGAAGGUAUUAUUGUAUUAUAGUCCUCAAACCCAAAGGAAACCAAGUUGUUUCUUGUUUUUAUCAUUAUAAGCUGAAGUAUAUAUUUUUUAAAUUAAGGUUUGCUUAAGAAAAGUAAAUACAAGAAGCAGAGCUCAAAUUGGAGUUUAACAUCAUUAUGAACUUUUGGAAUACUACAGGAAAUGUGAAGUUUUAUAUGGGAAUAGGAACUUCAAAAGUUUCAAACAGAUGGUCAAGAUAUUGGAAGAAGCUUCUGUCUCUUGUAGGGGACCAGAGAGAAUUUUAUUGAUGAAAAGGUGGUUAGCUGUACUUAAAGAAAUUGAAAAGAAGACUGAGGUUUCUGCUGAAGAUAAGGAAAAGAUCAAUGAGCAGCAAUAUUCUUCUGAAGAAAUAAAGGAGAAUCCAAGAAAAAAAUCUCUGGUUCUCUAUUAUGAUACGGAGAUGGGUGGUGAGCCAAUGAGCUUCCAUGACGUCUUUCUCUACAGUCAAGCUUUGGAGGGCAUAUUAAUAUGUAUGAUUCUUGAAGCGCCAAACGAAGAGGAAGUCUUUCUCCUUUUUGAAUUGUUUGGAUUCUGUCUCACGAGAGGAAAAGAGGUGCACUAUGUAAUAGUCAGCAGUAUCCAGGAUCUGGCAAACGUUUUCUCAAGCUACAAAGAUGAAGUAUUGAAUAUAGAAAGAGGAGGCACUAAAUUCGUGUGGCCAAGACUAGCGAAGUUGGUGAAAUAGAGGAGGAAUUAGUGGCUGAGAUUUCUACACUUAAGAAACAACGAGAUGAAAUUGAAGCUCAAUUGAAACAGGUGUACUUUGUUUUGUUGAUAGAAGGCAUUCCAUUGGUUAUAUUGUUAGUAUAUUUUUCAUUGAAUGAGUUCUUUACUGGUUUACUUCAUGUACAAAUUUAUCAUGAUAGGUGAAGACAACAUGAUUGUCUUUAAUUGUCACUUUUUACAGUUACUCUCUAACACUAAUAUUUUCUCUCGUGCUUUACAUU
This is a messenger RNA of Solanum pennellii, 1916 nucleotides long. RefSeq lists its product as uncharacterized. The coding region runs from base 1157 to 1654 and encodes 165 amino acids. The transcript has 7 exons. Lineage: Eukaryota; Viridiplantae; Streptophyta; Magnoliopsida; Solanales; Solanaceae. The record is from RefSeq and is a predicted model, not a curated record.